This is a messenger RNA of Heterotrigona itama, 889 nucleotides long. The record is from the annotation of a GenBank genome assembly. NCBI's taxonomy places the organism in Eukaryota, Metazoa, Arthropoda, Insecta, Hymenoptera, Apidae.
GUUAGGUUUCAUAUGUUAUUGUGUUAUCCACGUGCACUGCUUCUUGACAACUAUCAUGUCAGAACCACUACCAUUGCCACAAAAAAAAUAUUACAGACAACGUGCACACUCGAAUCCCAUAGCGGAUCAUUGCUUAGAAUAUCCUAUUAAACCAGAUUUAAUGAAUUGGAGUUCAUUAUAUCCAUUUUAUUUCCCAACUAAUAAAGAAGAAUCCAAAAAACAAAAUAUUUCACAGAAACACGUUGAGUUUGUAGAUAUUGGUUGUGGCUAUGGAGGUUUAUUAGUUACACUAUCUUCAAUGUUUCCUGAUAAGUUAAUUCUUGGAAUGGAAAUUAGAGUAAAAGUUUCUGAUUAUGUUAUGGAUCGUAUAGCUGCAUUAAGAUCACAAAAUCCUGGACAAUAUCAAAAUAUUGCCUGCUUGAGGACUAAUGCAAUGAAGUAUUUACCAAAUUACUUUUACAAAGGCCAGUUGAAGAAGAUGUUCUUCUUGUAUCCAGAUCCGCAUUUUAAGAAGUCUAAACACAAAUGGAGAAUUAUAAAUAAAACACUUCUGGCAGAAUAUGCUUAUGUACUAGCUGAAGGAGUAAUGUAUUCUGUAAAAUAUUAUUUAAAUGCUCUUUUUUUUAUAUCAAUAAGUAACAAUGAAUAUCAUUUAAAGGCUAUUGUAUAUACGGUGACAGAUGUUAAAGACUUACAUGAAUGGAUAGUGGAACAUUUUCACGAACAUCCAUUAUUUGAUGCUGUAUCUAAAGAAGAAUUGGACAAAGAUCCUAUUGUUGAAAAGUUAUAUGAAAGUACAGAAGAAGGUCAAAAAGUAACAAGAAAUAAGGGAUGUAAAUUUUUGGCUGUAUUUAAACGUAUUCCAGACCCAUUUGAGAAAAAAAUUAAU